Messenger RNA from Belonocnema kinseyi, 1938 nucleotides. Its product is annotated as E3 ubiquitin-protein ligase RNF25. The coding region runs from base 141 to 1187 and encodes 348 amino acids. Gene Ontology annotation, molecular function: protein binding; ubiquitin protein ligase activity. Lineage: Eukaryota; Metazoa; Arthropoda; Insecta; Hymenoptera; Cynipidae. Gene Ontology annotation, cellular component: nucleus. Gene Ontology annotation, biological process: protein ubiquitination. The record is from RefSeq and is a predicted model, not a curated record. The transcript is spliced from 6 exons.
AACGAAUGUCUUCACUUCUGCUUGUAGAAUUCUAAAACCGUUUCGACAGGUUUCUCUCUACAUUUCACGCGAGUUAACUCAGAGUAAACAAGAGAAGCUUUUCCAUUCCAUAAAUUGAAGAAGUGUUCUUCCCGUGAAUAAUGUCCGAUACCGGCAUAGACGAAAGGGUCGUGGACGAGAUAGAAGCCCUGAAGGCAAUUCUCCUGGACGAUGAGCUCAAUAUAAAAGAGAACGAGAGCGGUGAGCCGGAAUUAAUAGAGAUUUUAGUGUUUCCCUCGACUGGAGAAGAUUCUCAAUCUCAAUAUGUUUGUGUCUCACUUGUUGUCAAAUUGGUUCCUGGAUAUCCAGAUGUUUCUCCCGAUGUCAGUUUUCGGAAUCCUAGAGGUUUGGAUGAAGGAACGAUGAAAAUUAUUCAGUCCGAGGCUUACACGAAGUGCCAGGAUUUUGUCGGACAACCUGUCAUGUUUGAAUUAAUUGAGUUAGUAAGAGAGCAUCUGACAGAAAGCAAUCUUCCCACUGGACAAUGUGCAGUUUGCCUGUAUGGAUUUACCGAAGGAGACGAAUUUACAAAAACUGAAUGCUAUCAUCACUUUCACUCUCAUUGCUUGGCAUCUCACGUUGCAGCUGCAAAACGAUAUUAUCGAGAAGAACAAGAUAAAUUACCCCAAUGGCAGAAAGAUAGUACGAAAAUAUUUCAGCCAAUCUGUCCCGUAUGUCGAGAGCCAAUUAGCUGUGACUUUGGUAAAUUAAAUUCGGCGCCACCUCCAGUUGAGGCCGAGAAAGAUACAGAGUUUUCAUUAACAGAAGAAUUGCGAGAACUUCAGAAAAAAAUGACAGUUUUAUACCUCCACCAGCAAAAACGAGGAGGUAUCAUCGAUUUGGAAGCUGAGGGAGUUAAAAUGCUAGUUCGAACAGAAGACGAAUCUGUUUCAGCUGCAGAAGAAUUGAGUCCACCUGGCCCCAGUUUAAACACUUUUUCGGAUCAGGCAGCCCAAGUGCAAUCGAUAAAUACGAAUCAAAAUGCUCAACAGCAGCAGCAGCAGCAACAACCGCCAAAUCACACGAGACAAUCGCAUCACAAUCACCAUGGCCAUAAUAAUCAUGGCCAUCGGAAUCGAGAUCGUGGCCGAGGUCACUACCGUCGUCACUUUGAGAAAGCCAGACAAACCGACUCGACCUCCAGAUGACAAUGGGCCGACUAUCUUAAAUCCUGGUCUCUCUCUUCACCGAGUGUAGCCACUAUGAUUAAAAUUAGUAGCAUAGUCUCUGUAAUAUACCCUGGCUGCAGUCUAACUUUUAAUCGUAUCUGUAUUCCAAAAUUGUAGGCAUUGCUGUCUAGCAACAUUUCCAUUGUCAGAGCUCCUGGCACUGGAUAUGUUGAAAUGGAAAUUGAAAUUAUUGAAAUCUGCAAGGGGUGUCUGAAUAGACUGAAGUCGAGGUGCUUUCUUUUUCGCCUCGAUCGAAUCAGUGGCUCUUUGAAUUAUUUCAAAUUACGUUUAGCUAGAUUGUCGAUUGAUCAAAAACCAACAGAAUUUUGGAUUUUACAAGAAUUUUCAAGGGGAAACAGCUGACGAUAGUAUAAUUUAGGCUCAUGGUCUUAUUUUAUUUUUUUGUUAUUAUGAAGAAUCAAUCAUUCGAGGGGUAAACGGACAAAACCUGAUAAAUCUCUUCUAAUUAUUAAACAGAGGGUGUCUACCCUACCUGGGAAAUCUGAAAAACUUGGAAUUUUCAGGGCAUUUUUUUUAAGACAGGGAACUUUUUAGAGAUUGCUUUAGUUUUUUUUUUAUUGCAACAUUAAAUUGAGUAAUAAUGAUUUAUCAUUUGUAUAAUUAGCUUCGUAUCAAUGUAUUGAACUAUUUUAUUGAAAAUUCGUUUUUUUUCUGAAAAUAAUUUUUUUGACUGAAAACUCAUUAUUUUGGUUGAAUCCCAUUAUUCUUU